Humulus lupulus (European hop) is the source of this 384-nucleotide messenger RNA. RefSeq lists its product as uncharacterized. Lineage: Eukaryota; Viridiplantae; Streptophyta; Magnoliopsida; Rosales; Cannabaceae. The coding region runs from base 55 to 384 and encodes 109 amino acids. The transcript is spliced from 4 exons. The record is from RefSeq and is a predicted model, not a curated record.
AAUAGUGUUGAAGAUGUCAGUUGGCUUUGUUCUUUAUCUGAGUCUGAGCUUGAUAUGAUCAUUAGCUUGAAAAUGCUUGUACUUCAACGUGCAAAAUUGUUUGGACAAGACCAAAUAACUCAAAAAUUUGACCUCAAGAUGCUUCGAGCUCUUGGGCUAAUUAUGAUGGAAUAUGUCAAAGAGAAGGUUAAGGAGAAGACACUGGUUGCAGGUUUGGAAGAAUCUUUUGCAUUCUUGGAUUCUUGUAAUCAAUUACAAUGUGAUGUUGAAAACAUUUUGGAUAGCGAGGAGGUAUUAAAUUGUAUAGCUGCUAAAUCGAGAAAGAGACAUGAAAAUAGAUCAGGUCUGCUUUUGUUUACAUCUUGCAUUGCAGCUACAUUUUGA